Bipolaris victoriae FI3 is the source of this 594-nucleotide messenger RNA. RefSeq lists its product as hypothetical. The transcript has a single exon. The coding region runs from base 1 to 594 and encodes 197 amino acids. NCBI's taxonomy places the organism in Eukaryota, Fungi, Ascomycota, Dothideomycetes, Pleosporales, Pleosporaceae. The record is from RefSeq and is a predicted model, not a curated record.
AUGACCGCCCUCUGGAACCUGCGAAUAGCUUUGCUCACGGGGCUGGCCGUCACUCUCCUAGGCGCAUUCUACGUCUACCAGUCACCAUCGCCUCUGGAUUUCACAAUACCGCAUCGCACAUCAGGCAACGGCUUACCCGGACUCGAAUUAUCGCUCAGCCAGAAAUCUCGAGAUCCGCCUACUCUCCUUGUGACUGUGGAGAACAAUCACUCCGACACAACGUACACGGUACUCAAAUGGAACACGCCACUGGAUCCGUACGCACUCGACGCGGGCGUCUUCAACAUAGUAGACGAAACUAGCCACCGCGAGAUAGAACAGGCUAUAAUACAUAUUACCCGCAAGAUGCCGCCGCCUCCGAACCAGUUGUUGACGUUAGCGCCUGGUAUGCGAGAAGAGGUUGAGAUAGUGUUUCAUAGACCAUGGAUGCCAGAGCGCAGGCCUUCAAAGUACAGAGUUAGUGCUGAAGGAGUAUUCAAGGGCGCGUGGGCAAAGCAUCGAGAUGAAUUGACAAAGGACGAGUUAUACGCUUUUGCGGAAAGUCCGUUCAGUGGGCGGAGAUUCGCAACGAAUGAAGUUAUUGUGGAAAUUUAA